Exophiala xenobiotica is the source of this 1493-nucleotide messenger RNA. RefSeq lists its product as uncharacterized. The record is from RefSeq and is a predicted model, not a curated record. The coding region runs from base 334 to 876 and encodes 180 amino acids. The transcript has a single exon. Lineage: Eukaryota; Fungi; Ascomycota; Eurotiomycetes; Chaetothyriales; Herpotrichiellaceae.
CAGGUGGUCCACGCUUCAAGCGGCUCCCCGGGCUAUACAUAAUGUCUCCGGGAGACAGAUUUGACAUGGACCUUCUCGACAGGAAUGUCUCACUGACCUCUCAGCUUGCUCCCUUUUUGCACUGACCUGCUUUUCUUUUAGCAACCUGCGAUUGCCUGUGUGAUUUCCUAGGCAACAUUGGUAGACCUGCUGUACAGGACUCACUGACCACAUUCUCUUUUCCGCUACCACCUCGACGACCUGCUGGACAACGUCGAGUUGAAAGAGCUACUAAGCUUGAUACGAAAUACCAGUCCUUCAUUGACUUAAGAAAUUUGAUUUUCGCUCCAGGAAAUGGCGGUUGCACAGUUAGUCUAUCACUACGAGUCAAUCAUUCACCAGGAACCAUCCAUUAAACCUGUACCUAGAAGCCUUCGCAACCACACUUCAUCAUCAUCGCGAGUCCGGUUAUCCUUGCAGACCAUAUUCAGUCACAAUCCUCUACAUCGCUCACGGAAGAGCUCAAGCACAAUGAGCUGCUCGACAGCCGCUUCUUCCGUCAAGUCGUCCCCGAGUUCAUCCUUCAGCAGCUUCGGGAACAGGGUGCGGAUGCAAGCCCUUGAGAACCUGAACAAUACCAUCUCUCCCGUCCUCUCGACAUCGAGCCCUUCGAACUUCAUCCGUCGGCAGCCCUCAGCUAUUGACAUGGCGCUUGAGGAGGAAAAAUAUGCGGACCCAGUGGAGCUCAUUGGGUUGGGCUUGCUAGAGCCUAGACCUCGCGCAAACACCAAUGCUUCCACGCCGUCCUCUCAGUGCUCAAUGAUGGAAUUCAUGAGCGAGAGCAUGCAGGGCCCGGUUGUUCUUGACGGCAUCUUUGAAGUCAUGGAACGUGCAUAAAGACACAACCAGCAAAGGUGUGACGACGGGUGGGCUUUUGUUUACGGUCGCCGACCGCCUGUUGUCGACGACCUGUGGAUGGAACAGGCAAUGAAAUUUAUGAAGAUAUGUGAAAUGUAAGAGUAGGAUAUUCGAUUCUGGACAGAGGCUUUAGGGCUAUGGACUUUGCAUAGGACGGUUUGGCAGGGAUGGGUUAGAUACUUGAUACCAGAUUUUAAUAGCUGCGAAGGAGGAAUGGAAUUCGAUAGACCCAGAACCAGCAACUGCCCUGGUAUUGACGUGACAAGUCAGAAGCGUGGACAUGGCAUCCUUCUCCGCAUACUCCCCUGUGACAAUCCUGCAUGUACAUACGGGAUCUGCGUCAGAUAUGCAACGCCAGCAUUGGGAGCAGAAGAGCGGGUAAGUUUCCUGGACGUCUCUCAACAUUGCAAUGGCCAAUUUGAUGACCGCAUAUUGCUGCCUUUGGAGGGAGAGACACUGUCAUAGGAUGGUCGCUGGUGGUCGACUGUUUACGGACGUAGGAUGGUGACGGAUGAAAUGCACCAUGGCGUACACGGGCGUACUCCGUUAAAGCGCCCAGACAUUUCGACAAUUACUACUGACCUCGGUCGACAUGA